ACAACCCCACGUGUGUGUGUAAAUGAAUGGACGUGUAUCUGUCAGAGCUGCUCACGCGCUAAUACACACACACAAACACAGAGGACUACAACCGUCGUUUAUUGAUUAAACUACAAACACCCACCUCUCUGGAAAAGCCUGCCUCCAUCUGUUGCAGUGUGACGCGUUCACCAUGAGUUUUGUGGAGUAUUCCGACGUCAUUCAGGACGGCGACGUCGCCAUCGUCUACCUCGGCAUCGACUCCACAAUGCCCAUCAAGGUGCAGAAAGGUGCCCAAACUCAGACCCGCUACGGAGUCAUCCGCCACUCCACCGACCUGAUCGGUCAGCGCUACGGGUCAAAGGUCACCUGCAGCAAAGGCGGGUGGGUCCACGUGCUUCACCCCACACCGGAGCUGUGGACAGUCUCGCUGCCGCACCGCACGCAAAUCCUCUACACCACAGACAUCGCCACCAUCACCAUGAUGCUGGAGCUGAAGCCGGGAUCUGUCGUGUGCGAGUCAGGUACGGGAAGCGGCUCGCUCUCCCACGCCAUCCUGCGCACCAUCGCCCCCACAGGUCACCUGCACACGGUGGAGUUUCACCAGCAGCGGGCAGAGAAGGUGGCUGAGGAGUUCAAAGAGCACCGCGUGGAUCACCUGGUCACCGUCAGGAACCAGGACGUGUGCAAAGACGGCUUCGGAGUGACGGGAGUGGCGGACGCGGUGUUCCUGGACAUUCCCAGCCCCUGGGAGGCAGUGAGACACGCAAAGACCGCUCUGAAGAGACAAGCAGGAGGUCGCGUGUGCUCGUUCUCCCCGUGCAUCGAGCAGGUCCAGAAGACGUGCCAGGCUCUGAUGGAUCAGGGUUUUGAGGAGCUCAGCAGCGUGGAGGUUCUGCUCAGAGUCCACGACGUCCGGGUCGUCUCCAUGCCGCUGCCGGACUUCGGCCCCGACCCCUCCGCUCCGCCCGGUCCCGACUCCAGAGGGGAGGCUCCGAACCACGCCUCCAUCGCCCUGAAGACAACCACGCCCCCCAGAGAGAUUCCGGGUCACACAGGUUACCUCACCUUCGCCACCAAACCCAGAACCUGAAGCUCAGAAUUUAGUGUUUUUCCUCUCUCACAGUUUAUAAUCUGCACACGUUUAAAGGUUGAUAAUCCAGCGUGGGGGGGCGUGGUUCCUCCAGGUCCUGGUCGGCACUGUGGUGCCACGACGAAUUACACUUUUGUUUUUACGUCAUUUUAUCCUCAUGUUGCUCGGCAACGGUUUGUUGCUUGCAUCAAGCAAGAGUGAAAAUCAAAUCAAUUUCAUUUCAGAAGAAAAAAAUCUUAAUUUGUAAC
Molecule: messenger RNA, 1320 nt
Organism: Solea senegalensis (Senegalese sole)
Lineage: Eukaryota; Metazoa; Chordata; Actinopteri; Pleuronectiformes; Soleidae
Gene: trmt61a
Product: tRNA methyltransferase 61A
Exons: 4
Coding region: 173-1072 (299 amino acids)
Biological process (GO): tRNA methylation
Cellular component (GO): tRNA (m1A) methyltransferase complex; nucleus
Source: RefSeq, a predicted model, not a curated record